Arachis stenosperma is the source of this 1653-nucleotide messenger RNA. RefSeq lists its product as uncharacterized. NCBI's taxonomy places the organism in Eukaryota, Viridiplantae, Streptophyta, Magnoliopsida, Fabales, Fabaceae. Gene Ontology annotation, molecular function: DNA helicase activity. The coding region runs from base 1 to 1653 and encodes 550 amino acids. The transcript has a single exon. Gene Ontology annotation, biological process: telomere maintenance; DNA repair. The record is from RefSeq and is a predicted model, not a curated record.
AUGACUGAAGGUGAACUACAGACUUUUUGUCUGAUUGAGAUUCAGAAGUUGCUCCAGAAUAAUGGGAAGUCGUUAAGAGAUUAUGCUGGUAUGUCAUGUCCAGAUAUCCAAUUGGUUUCUCAGUUCAGCAACUCUAUGUUGCUACGGGAAAUGCAAUAUAAUAUUGGUUUAUUAAUCCAGGAGCAUGAUUCAAAUUUAUUAAAGUUGAAUGAAGAACAGAGAGUUAUAUAUGAGAAAAUUGUCAACCGUGUUUGUAACAAAGAAGGCGGAUGUUUUUUUAUAUACGGAUUUGGAGGAACUGGAAAAACUUUCUUGUAUAGAAAAUUGUCAGCUAGGUUGCGAUCUGAGAGGAAAAUUGUCAUUAAUGUUGCAUCGAGUGGAAUUGCAGCAUUGUUGUUACCAGGGGGCAAGACAGCUCAUUCAAUGUUCAAUAUUCCAAUUGAGUUAAAUGAGUGUACUGUUUGCAGAGUCUCAAAGGAUAGUGUUAAGGUAGAAUUGAUUCGAUGUGCUGAUUUGAUUAUUUGGGAUGAAGCACCAAUGACUAAUAGGUUGGCUUUUGAGGCAUUGGAUAGAACCCUUCGCGAUAUAAUGUCGUCUGUGUCUGUUGUUAACAAAGAUUUACCGUUUGGUGGAAAAAUAAUUGUUUUGGGUGGUGAUUUCCGACAAGUAUUACCUGUUGUCCCCAAAGCUUCCAGAGCUGAGAUUAUGAUGGCCACUAUUAAUUCUUCAAUUCUUUGGAAGCAUUUUGAGGUAUUAACCUUAACAAAGAAUAUGAGAUUAGAUAGUGCAUUGGAAGAGGCUGUUGUGGAGGAGUUAAGAUCCUUUUCAGAUUGGAUACUUCAGAUAGGAGAGGGAAAAUCUGGUGUGGUUAUCAGUGAUAAACUUUGUGUUGAAGUACCAACUGAUUUGCUUAUUGAUACUUCUGAUAAUCUGGUUGAAGAUAUUAUAAAUGUGGUUUAUCCAAAUAUUGUUGUCAAUUUUGCAAAUCCAAUUUUCUUUCAAGAUAGAGCAAUUUUGGCUCCAACGGUUGAAAUUGUUGAAGAGAUUAAUAACUACAUAGUUAAUCUGUUACCGGGUGAAGAAAAGGAGUAUUUGAGUGCCGAUAUUAUUUGUGGUAGUGAUGCUUAUGGUGAUGUUGAUUGUAGUUGGAUAACCACCGAAUUUUUAAACCAAAUUAGAUGUUCUGGGUUACCCAAUCAUUCUGUCAAAUUAAAGAAAGGUGUACCUAUUAUUUUGCUGAGAAAUAUUGAUCCAACUAAUGGGUUGUGCAAUGGAACACGACUUAUUAUAAAAGACCUGGGAUCAAAUAUGAUUGCAGCCGAAGUUGUUUCUGGUAGUAACAUUGGUGAUCAAGUAUAUAUUGCUCGAAUGAAUCUCAUUUCAAGUGAUGCUGGGAUACCUUUUAAAUUCCAACGUAGGCAAUUUCCAAUAAGUUUGUCGUUUGCAAUGACGAUUAACAAAAAUCAGGGGCAAACGUUAUCUGUUGUUGGAUUAUUCUUACGGCAUCCAGUAUUUUUCCAUGGUCAACUCUAUGUCGCUGUAUCUCGUGUGAGGAGCAGAAUUGGACUAAAGAUUUUGCUGCUUGAUGAAAAUUCAGAAUUUUCAAAUUUCACUGAGAAUGUUGUUUUCACAGAGGUUUUUGAUAAAAUUUGA